Dimorphilus gyrociliatus is the source of this 1304-nucleotide messenger RNA. NCBI's taxonomy places the organism in Eukaryota, Metazoa, Annelida, Polychaeta, Dinophilidae. The record is from the annotation of a GenBank genome assembly.
UUAAUCUUUAAGACUUAUAUAAUAAAGGUAUAUAGUAGAAACUUACAAAUAUAUCAACAAUUAUCAGAUUAGGGGAUAUUUACUAAAAAGGAUCAUCGAUCGCUAGGUUUUGUUAGCAACAGGUAUUGACUAAACAAUUGACAGAGGAAUACCAAAUGGUAAAUCAAUUAAGUAUUCAUUCUAAUAUCGAUGCUGCUCAGUUGCGAUAGCCUGUCGUCCUACUAAUUUUCCUGCACGAAAGCUUAUAUUUUUUCAAUUUUCAACAAAAUUGCUUUACUAUUAUUAUGCUAUAAACCAUAUGAAAUUUAGGGAAAUAAGUAGAGAAAAGAAGAAAAGAAAGGAAGAAAGAGAGAGAGGGAGAGAAAAAAGAAAACUUUUCCGGAUAGCGGAAUAAUUCUAUGCCCAAAUGGAAGCUUAUAGACUAAGGAGACCAAGAAAAACUGGAUUACCUCAUCUUGGUCAAAAUUUGACGACUUCAAGAGAAAAUACACAAUUGUCAAUAAAGAACGAAAAAGCGACAAAAAACGUUCCUUUCAGAUUACCAAGCACUUCGAAAGUUGAACAAAAUCUAGUAUGGUCAAGACACGGUUUUAUAUCAUCAGAAGAAAGCGACAAAGAAUUAAAAGUUGUUAUAAAGAGAAUGAAAACAAAACCGACCGAUUUUGUAAAAUUGGCUAGAAUACGCGCAGCACAGUCUGCAAAUUUUAAAAAUGCUGUAAUUACUCCAAUACCACCGCAAUCCCAAAUGGAAGAUAGUUUAAUUAGAAAUUGUAACACUCCGAGGGUACCAUCACCAGCUAAAUCCGCUCAGAGUAUUCACUGGACUUUACCUGCUCAGAAACAAAUAUUAUUUGAUAGAAAGGGCAAAACGAGAAGUCAAGGACCUUAUUCUAGAGAAUUCUCAAUGACUUGUUCCCCACCUUCAAUAUGGAUGAAAAUGAAAUGGACACCGAGAUCAAAAACAGUCAUUUAUUGAUUGAAUAGGUUGUAAAUAAUGGAAAAAGAUUCGAAUAUUUAUAUAAUCUCACUCGCAGGUUGUAAAGCAAUUGAUUUAUUAUGAAAAUCGUGGAUCUCAUAUUUAGAAGGACUAGACAUUUUAAAUACAAAAAUAUUCAAAAAGUUAGGAAUGUACUAAACUGAUUUUGUAAGCGUGUUUAUGCACACGUAUUUAAAUAUAUUGAUAUUAAUGGUUAUCGUUGUCUUCCCCUAUUCAAUCUGUAAUCUUUCCUUUCCCAUUCGUCGUCGUACAAUAAAAACAAAAAGAAAGAAAGAAAGAAAGAGAGAGAGUGAGUGAGUGAGGGAGG